Camelus dromedarius (Arabian camel) is the source of this 4499-nucleotide messenger RNA. It is a transcript of the gene SIMC1, whose product is annotated as SUMO interacting motifs containing 1. Lineage: Eukaryota; Metazoa; Chordata; Mammalia; Artiodactyla; Camelidae. The record is from RefSeq and is a predicted model, not a curated record. The transcript has 10 exons. Bases 58 to 3426 code for a protein of 1122 amino acids. Gene Ontology annotation, molecular function: SUMO polymer binding.
CUGCCGCCUCCCGGGUCGCCGGCCGCCCGCGCGCUGGCUCGGCUGGGACCCGCAGCCAUGGAGGACUUCAUCGUGAUCUCGGACGACAGCGGCUCCGAGAGCUCCGGGGGCGCCCGCUCGGGCCGGGCGCGGAGGCUCCGCCGGGCCCUGUCCCGCACCCCCGGUGCGCCUCCCCGCCGAACCGUGGACUUCAUUGACUUAACUAGAGAAACCAGACCAAGGGCAAAGGAUCGCAGUGGACUCUGUGUGAUUGACCUGACAAGAUCUGAGGAAGAAAACAGACCCAUUGCCACUCUUGACCUGACUCUAGAACCUGUUGCUCCUGCCCAGAAGGAGCCAGCCAGUCUUCAAACAUGUGCCAGCCUCUCCAGCAAGGAGGUGGUGGAAGGGCAAGUGGAUAGAAGCUCUCGGCAGACAGCACAGAGAAUCAUUAACAGUGAUCCUGUGGAUUUGGACCUUUUGGACGAAACUGCAUUUGAAGGUCCUCAACCCCCUACAUCCAUCAGUGGGGACUCUGUUUAUCCAGCAGAGCCAAACUGUAGCUCAACCAUAUUCAAAGGUGACCUUGGCUUCUUGGCAAGCCUACAACUAUCUUCAAACGUUCAGUCCCUCUCCCCAACAAGCAAUAAUGGUAGCAGCAGCAAUCGAAGGGCACCCUUGCCAUGCCCGCAGCAAGAUGUGCCUUGCCCACCACAAGCCUUGCCAUGCCCACUGCGCACCUUGCCAUGCCCACUGCGCGCCUCACCAUGUCCACCACGCGCCUCCUCGUGCCCACCGCGAGCCCUGUCAUGCCCAUCACAAACCGUGCAGUGCCAACUACAGACUUUGCCUCACCUGCCUCAGGAAGUGCCAUGUCCUCCUCAAGAUGUGCCAUGCCCUCCACAGAAUACUCCAGGUCCACCUCAGGGCUCACCUUGGCAUCCUCAACACUCACCAAGCCCACCUCAAGACUCACUCUGCCCACCUCAAGAUGUAACAGGCCCACCUCAAAACAUAUCAUAUCCACAGGGUGUGACACACCUGCGAGACAUGUCACUGUCCCUGGGAGACGUGCCACAGUCCCUGGGAGACAUGCCACAGUCCUUGGGAGACAUGCCACCAUCCCUGGGAGACAUGCCACCAUCCCUGGGAGACGUGCCACCAUCCCUGGGAGACGUGCCACCAUUCCUAGGAGACGUGCCACAGUCCCUGGGAGACGUGCCACAGUCCCUGGGAGACAUGCCACAGUCCCUGGGAGAUAUGCCACAGUCCCUGGGAGACUUACCACCGCCCCUGGGAGACAUGCCACAGUCCCUGGGAGACAUGCCACCAACCCUGGGAGACAUGCCACCAUCCCUGGGAGACAUGCCACAGUCCCUGGGAGACUUGCCACCGACCCUGGGAGACAUGCCACAGUCCCUGGGAAACAUGCCACAGUCCCUGGGAGACAUGCCACAGUCCCUGGGAGACUUGCCACCGACCCUGGGAAACAUGCCACAGUCCCUGGGAGACAUGCCACCAACCCUGGGAGACAUGCCACAGCCCCUAGGAGACUUGCCACGGUCCCUGGGAAACAUGCCACAGUCCCUGGGAGAUGUGCCACAGUCACCAGGAGAUGUGCCACAAUCAUCAGAAGACAUGCCACAGUCACCAAGAGAUGUGCCACUGUUACCAAGAGAUAUGCCACAGUCACCAGCAGAUGUACGACAGUCACUAAGAGACAUGCCACAGUCACCAGGAGAUGUGCCACAGUCACCUGGAGAUUUCCCACACUUAUCAGGAGAUGUGCUGCGUUCACCUGGCGACGUGCCACACUUGCCAGAAGAUGUGCCGCACACACUUGGAGACUUGCCUCAUUUGCCACGAAUCAGGCCUGACUCUCCCCCAAACGACAUACAGAACCGCGACACGCCUAUGGACAUCUCAGCUCCAUCCUCUCCACGCUGCUCUCCCAGCCCACAGUCUCCACAGUCUGAAACUCCCUUAGAGAAAGUUCCAUGGCUCUCGGUCCCAGAAACGCCAGCCAGAAAAGGGAUGUCACUGUCCCACCCGGCCGGCGCCGCGUUGGCCCGGGUACCAGCACAAGCGCCGCGAGGCGGGCCGCACAGCAGGCCGUGCCUGCACAGGCUGAAGUUCUUCCUGCGGCCUCCGGUGCAUCACCUCUUCUUCCAGACACUGAUCCCAGAUAAAGACUCGAGAGAGAGCAAGGGUCAAAAAUUAGAACCCAUUCCUCAUCGAAGACUAAGAAUGGUAGCAAACACCAUUGAAGAAAAUUUUCCCCUGGGGACUGUGCAGUUUCUGAUGGACUUUGUGUCACCCCAGCAUUACCCACCCAGAGAAAUUGUGGCUCACAUCAUCCAGAAAAUCCUGCUCAGUGGCUCCGAGACUGUGGAUGUCCUAAAGGAGGCCUACAUGCUUCUCAUGAAAAUUCAACAGCUACAUCCAGCUAAUGCCAAGACGGUAGAAUGGGACUGGAAGCUCCUCACUUAUGUCAUGGAAGAAGAGGGACAAAAUCUGCCCGGGCGAGUCCUUUUUCUGCGUUAUGUAGUGCAGACCCUGGAAGAUGACUUCCAGCAGAUCCUGAGGAAGCAGCGACAGCACCUGCAGCAGUCCAUCGCGAGCACUGUGCUCUCCUGUGACAAGCAACCCCACAAUGUCAGGGAUGUCAUCAAGUGGUUGGUCAGAGCAGUAACUGAAGACAGAUUAACUCAGCCCCCAGAUGAGAAUGAAACCUCUCCAGGAACAGGAAUCUUGAAGGCCAGCAGUAGCCACCCUCCUCCCGAGCCCAACCUGACAAAGAACACCAAUCAGCUGAUUGUGUGCCAGCUGCAGAGGAUGCUGUCCAUAGCCGUCGAGGUGGACAGGACCCCCACAUGUAGCUCCAAUAAAAUUGCUGAAAUGAUGUUUGGGUUUGUGCUGGACAUUCCUGAGAGGAGUCAGAGAGAGAUGUUCUUUACGACCAUGGAAAGCCACCUCCUGCGCUGCAAGGUGCUGGAAAUCAUAUUCCUGCACAGCUGUGAGACUCCCACUCGCCUGCCCUUGUCUCUGGCCCAGGCCCUCUAUUUUCUGAACAAUUCCACAUCACUGCUCAAGUGCCAGUCGGAUAAAACCCAGUGGCAGAUGUGGGAUGAGCUGGUCGAGCACCUGCAGUUUCUGUUAUCCAGUUAUCAACAUGUUUUACGAGAGCACUUACGGAGCUCAGUGAUCGACCGGAAAGACCUAAUCAUCAAAAGGAUUAAGCCGAAGCCGCAGCAAGGAGACGACAUCACGGUGGUGGAUGUGGAGAAGCAGAUCGAGGCCUUCCGCAGCCGCCUGGUCCAGACGCUGGGGGAGCCACUGGUGCCGCAGCUCCAAGACAAAGUGCACUUGCUGAAGCUCCUGCUCUUCUACGCCGCCGACCUGAACCCCGAUGCGGAGCCCUCUCCAAAGCCCUGGAGCAGCCCCUGAGGGCCUGCCGAGCCCUGAGCACCAAGGAUACCUCCUGAACUCCAUCUCCAGCUGCUUGGAAAUCCUCCAAGUACAGAAAGUAGUUCAAAAUCGUACAGGACCAAACCUGUCUUAUUUAUCUAUAGGCUGUAACAACUUUCUAACUCUUUAGUAAAUAUCUUUUUUUUUUGAAUAAUCCUAUCCUAGCCUGUUCUCAGACGGCUUAAAUAUAUAAGGUGUAUAUAUUUUUUAAUAAAUUAUUUAUGUAUACUUUUUUUGAAACAGGUAAUACUAUAUGCACUAUAUGUUUAACAUUUCCAUUCAAGAUGUGAAAAAAGAAUCCCUGUGCUGAACAAAUCCUGGACAUCAGUGCUAUGUCAUUCACGGUACUGACAGCCUGUUUCAGAAGAGAAAGACACAUUCGUCUCUCCCUAAUGGAACAGAGGCAUCCUACAUCGGACCUGUUCUGUUGCUGAAGAAUUUGACUUUGUGGCCAGUCUAUUAAGAUCUAAUGUAAUGACGGGGGGGUUAGAAACAAAAGGAUUGUGUGUUACAAAAAAAUCUGAUGUUAAAAGGAUACAAUAAAAAGGCAAUGGUUUUUGAAAAUACCAAGCGUAUCAUGCUUAGGUCCCACCACUGCGAGGAGGCAGAAUGGAGUCACGACUCUUAACAGGACAAAAAAAAAAAAAAACACUGCCAGCCGCCUUUGAGAAAGUAAUAAGGAUUUUUAUUGUCAAAACAGGUAAGAGGUAACAAGCAUAACAGAAGACACAAAUAAAUUAAUUGUUCUGAUCCUUUUAGACCCCAGGGCGUCUCAGUGGGAAGGUCAGCUCAGCUCCUUACCGUCCAAGGCCACAGACAGCAGGAGCCUGAGCCGGCGGCAGGACAGUGACUGGACAUGUGCACAGCGAGGCGAAAGGAGGCGGCGGUCUCCCUGGCUCCUCUCCUCAGUAAGACACGUGUUUACAAGGUAUGAGCUCAUGUGGAGGGACAUAUAGAAAAAUGUUUAAUUCUUCCACCUCCCAGAAAAAAAAAAAAAAGUUUCAGGCCCUGAACAAGAAAAUCGAUACAAGGUGACAUAUAAGGUGACAGCA